Messenger RNA from Dentiscutata erythropus, 264 nucleotides. The record is from the annotation of a GenBank genome assembly. NCBI's taxonomy places the organism in Eukaryota, Fungi, Glomeromycota, Glomeromycetes, Diversisporales, Gigasporaceae.
AUGUCAAAUACUAUAAGAGCAGAAAAUUUGAAAGCCAAAGAUUGUUACUUAUCUGAAGAUAUAUAUGCUAGUUUAGAAGACUUAGCUACAAAUGGAAAACUUACUUUUGAGAAAAUACCAUCGGUAAAAACUAUAAAAGGUUGGAUAGGAAGAUACAGCACAAAUUUCAAAAAGGAAGUAUCGGAAAAAGCACUGUUAAAGAAUAGUAAUAAUUAUAAUAUAAUGUUUGGGAGAACUAGCAAUAAACGUCAAGAAUAUAGGUAG